Messenger RNA from Somion occarium, 1586 nucleotides. NCBI's taxonomy places the organism in Eukaryota, Fungi, Basidiomycota, Agaricomycetes, Polyporales, Cerrenaceae. The record is from the annotation of a GenBank genome assembly.
GAGGCCGAAGACCUGCAAACCCCAGUCGAUCUCUACGCGGACUCCAGUUGCAAGGCACCAAAUGCCGAAAUGGAUAUGGGUACUGAGACUCUUCUGUUCUGCUCAGCGGUCUACCUUCUCACUUCGGCGCCGUCUCACUCGCCAAAAAAUCGCUUUACAUCAACACUGCCCGUAAAACCUUCCACUCCCAUGUGACGUCAGGAUAAGGCCCAUUGCAAACCCAGCGUGUCGUUGUAGGCUGGACAUGAACGUUGAACUUAGGAACUCUGGGGAUGACCUGGAUAUGUCAUCGACGCGAUGGGAAAAACUCAUAUAAGCACUGAACCGUUGACUGGUACGUCUCUCCGAGUCCUCAGGCUUAUCCCUCCUAUUUGCACUAGUGACAUCAUGUCGAUUCCAUCCAAGACCACUGAAUACUACAUCUCCAAGCCCCAAGGGAUUGAUAAUCUUAUUUUAAGAGAAGCCCCUCUUGCGCCUUCCAAAUCGACCGAAGUCCUCGUGAAGAUCCAUGCAGUUUCCCUGAAUUAUCGCGACAUCGCAGCCGUUACCGGAAACUACCCCGGACUCAAAGAUGAGCCAGUUCCAUGCUCUGAUAUGGCAGGUGAAGUCAUCGCCGUGGGGAGUGAAGUGAAAGGAUGGAAGAAAGGCGAUCGCGUUGCUUCGAACUUUGCUGUGGACCAUGUUCAUGGUGAGAUUACGAAGGAGAUCAAGGAUACUUCGCUUGGAGGCGCUAUUGAUGGGACGCUCACCCGAUACAAGAACUUCCCUGCACAUGCUCUUGUUCGUGUCCCUGAACAUCUGACUUAUGAGGAGGCUGCUACCUUACCAUGUGCGGCUGUCACCGCUUGGAACGCCCUCCUUGGCCCAGUCCCCCUCAAGGGCGGUGAUACAGUCCUGGUACAGGGUACCGGAGGAGUCUCCAUCUUCGCUUUGCAAAUCGCCGCCGCCAUGGGUGCAACGGUGAUCGCCACCUCUUCAUCCAACGUCAAACUGCAAAUCGCAAAGAAAUUGGGUGCUACUCAUUUGAUCAAUUACAAGGAAACGCCUGACUGGGAUCAAGAAGCCUUGAAACUCACGGGUGGAAGAGGUGUUGACCAUAUCGUCGAGAUAGGCGGUCCAGGAACGCUCGACAAAUCCAUCUCUGCAGCUCGAUAUGGCGGAUGGGUGCAUAACAUUGGUUUUCUUGCAGGUGUGAAUACUGACUUGAGCGGCUUGACGUUGAAAAUGCUUCACAAAGCGAUUGUCUACCGUUCAGUCCUCGUCGGUACUCGAUAUCAAUUCGAAGACUUGAACCGCCUACUCGUGGCUCGUCAAAUCCAUCCCGUCAUUGACAAAGUAUUCUCAUUCGAACAGGCCAAAGAUGCGUAUCAGCAUUUGUUGAGUCAGAAACAUGUCGGAAAGGUCGUUAUCAAGGUUGCGAAGGAUUAAAUUAGUUGUGGGAGGUGAGCGAUGCAAUUUGAAACCCUGAAGUCAUGGAUGUGAUUGAGUAUGGUACGGUGAAGCUGUGUGGAAAGGAAAAUAAGUUGCAAGAAGUCAAAUGUAAUGUGUACGAUUAUAAUAUAUCGCACUGGUGCUUGUACCUUGAC